Messenger RNA from Strongylocentrotus purpuratus (purple sea urchin), 5851 nucleotides. RefSeq names its product fibropellin-1. The record is from RefSeq and is a predicted model, not a curated record. Gene Ontology annotation, cellular component: membrane. Gene Ontology annotation, molecular function: calcium ion binding. The transcript is spliced from 38 exons. Lineage: Eukaryota; Metazoa; Echinodermata; Echinoidea; Camarodonta; Strongylocentrotidae. The coding region runs from base 543 to 5510 and encodes 1655 amino acids.
CAGAUAUCAACGAUUGUUCUCCCGAUCCUUGUGAAAAUGGAGGAAUUUGCAGUAAUGGAGUGAACACCUUUACUUGUGCCUGCGAUCUUGGCUAUACAGGGCCUACGUGCGGAACAGCCAUCUUGAAUGGACCUGGCCCUCUGGGACUUGAGAGUUAUUUCAUCCCAGAUUCAAGUCUGACAGCUUCCAGUGAGUAUAAUGCUGACCAUGGUGCAAAGAGAGGUCGUCUUAACCUGGCUCGAGUCGGGAACCUGCGUGGAGCCUGGUCUGCACGACCAACAGAUGCCAAACCGUGGAUCCAGGUGGAUCUUGCAGACAUUUACCGUAUCACUUCAGUUGCGACUCAAGGGCGACAAGAUGAAAACCAGUGGGUAACAAGCUACAGGCUUGCUUGUAGUACUGAUGGCACGACCUUUUACACCGUGCAGGGCAUCUCUGCAUACCCUCGAGCUGUCAGGAAGAUCUUCACCGGUAAUGCCGACCGCAACACCAUCGUGACCAACACUCUGCCUGUAUCCCAGAUUUGCCGCUAUGUCCGCUUGAUGCCUGUCAGCUGGUACGGCCACAUCAGUCUUCGUAUGGAGAUCUACGGUGAAGGUCCUUUCACAGAUAUCAACGAUUGUUCUCCCGAUCCUUGUGAAAAUGGAGGAAUUUGCAGUAAUGGAGUGAACACCUUUACUUGUGCCUGCGAUCUUGGCUAUACAGGGCCUACGUGCGGAACAGCCAUCUUGAAUGGACCUGGCCCUCUGGGACUUGAGAGUUAUUUCAUCCCAGAUUCAAGUCUGACAGCUUCCAGUGAGUAUAAUGCUGACCAUGGUGCAAAGAGAGGUCGUCUUAACCUGGCUCGAGUCGGGAACCUGCGUGGAGCCUGGUCUGCACGACCAACAGAUGCCAAACCGUGGAUCCAGGUGGAUCUUGCAGACAUUUACCGUAUCACUUCAGUUGCGACUCAAGGGCGACAAGAUGAAAACCAGUGGAUAACAAGCUACAGGCUUGCUUGUAGUACUGAUGGCACGACCUUUUACACCGUGCAGGGCAUCUCUGCAUACCCUCGAGCUGUCAGGAAGAUCUUCACCGGUAAUGCCGACCGCAACACCAUCGUGACCAACACUCUGCCUGUAUCCCAGAUUUGCCGCUAUGUCCGCUUGAUGCCUGUCAGCUGGUACGGCCACAUCAGUCUUCGUAUGGAGAUCUACGGUGAAGGUCCUUUCACAGAUAUCAACGAUUGUUCUCCCGAUCCAUGUGAAAAUGGAGGAAUUUGCAGUAAUGGAGUGAACACCUUUACUUGUGCCUGCGAUCUUGGCUAUACAGGGCCUACGUGCGGAACAGCCAUCUUGAAUGGACCUGGCCCUCUGGGACUUGAGAGUUAUUUCAUCCCAGAUUCAAGUCUGACAGCUUCCAGUGAGUAUAAUGCUGACCAUGGUGCAAAGAGAGGUCGUCUUAACCUGGCUCGAGUCGGGAAUCUGCGUGGAGCCUGGUCUGCACGACCAACAGAUGCCAAACCGUGGAUCCAGGUGGAUCUUGCAGACAUUUACCGUAUCACUUCAGUUGCGACUCAAGGGCGACAAGAUGAAAACCAGUGGGUAACAAGCUACAGGCUUGCUUGUAGUACUGAUGGCACGACCUUUUACACCGUGCAGGGCAUCUCUGCAUACCCUCGAGCUGUCAGGAAGAUCUUCACCGGUAAUGCCGACCGCAACACCAUCGUGACCAACACUCUGCCUGUAUCCCAGAUUUGCCGCUAUGUCCGCUUGAUGCCUGUCAGCUGGUACGGCCACAUCAGUCUUCGUAUGGAGAUCUACGGUGAAGGUCCUUUCACAGAUAUCAACGAUUGUUCUCCCGAUCCUUGUGAGAAUGGAGGAACUUGCAGUAAUGGAGUGAACACCUUUACUUGUGCCUGCCAUCUUGGCUAUACUGGGCCUACGUGCGGAACAGCCAUCUUGAAUGGACCUGGCCCUCUGGGGCUUGAGAGUUAUUUCAUCCCAGAUUCAAGUCUGACAGCUUCUAGUGAGUAUAGUGCUGACCAGGGUGCAAAGAGAGGUCGUCUUAACCUGGGCCGAGACGGGAACCUGAAGGGAGCCUGGUCUGCACUAAUAUAUGAUCGCAAACAGUGGAUCCAGGUGGAUCUUUUGGACCUUUACCGUGUCACUUCAGUUGCGACUCAAGGGCGACAAGAAUCAAACCAGUGGGUAACAGGCUACAAGCUUGCUUGUAGUAUUGAUGGCACGAACUUUUACACCGUGCAGGACAUCUAUAGAAACCCUGUAAAUGACAGGAUCUUCAUCGGCAAUGACGACCGCAACACCAUCGUGACCAACACUCUGCAUGUACCCCAGAUUUGCCGCUAUGUCCGCUUGAUGCCCUUCACCGCUGUCGGCCACAUAAGUCUUCGUAUGGAAAUCUACGGUGAAGGCCCUAUCACAGAUAUCAACGAUUGUUCUCCCGAUCCUUGUGAGAAUGGAGGAAUUUGCAGUGAUGGAGUGAACACCUUUACUUGUGCCUGCUAUCCUGGCUAUACUGGGCCUACGUGUGGAACAGCCAUCUUGAAUGGACCUGGCCCUCUGGGACUUGAGAGUUAUUUCAUCCCAGAUUCAAGUCUGACAGCUUCUAGUGAGAUUAGUGCUGACAUGGGUGCAAAUAGAGGUCGUCUUAACCUGGGCCGAGACGGGAACCUGACGGGAGCCUGGAUUGCACGAAUUAUAGAUGAUCGCAACCCGUGGAUCCAGGUGGAUCUUUUGGACCUUCACCGUGUCACUUCAGUUGCGACUCAAGGGCGACAAGAAUCAGACCAGUGGGUAACAAGCUACAAGCUUGCUUGUAGUACUGAUGGCAAGACCUUUUACACCGUACAGGACAUCUCUACAAACCCUGCAAAUGACAGGAUCUUCAUCGGCAAUGACGACCGCAACACCAUCGUGACCAACACUCUGCUUGUACCCCAGAUUUGCCGCUAUGUCCGCUUGAUGCCCUUAACCGCUUACGGCCACGUAUGUCUUCGUAUGGAAAUCUACGGUGAAGGCCUUAUCACAGAUAUCAACGAUUGCUCUCUUGAUCCUUGUGAGAAUGGAGGAAUUUGCAGUGAUGGAGUGAACACCUUUACUUGUGCCUGUGACCCUGGCUAUACUGGGCCUACGUGUGGAACAGCUAUCUUGAAUAAGCCUGGUCUGGGCCUUGAGAGUUAUGUUAUCCCGGAUUCCAGUCUUACAGCUUCCAGUGCGUAUAGAAGUCCCGAGUCUGGCAACUUUACCGCAAAUAAAGGUCGUCUUAACCUGGCCGAAACAGCCUGGGGCGCAGAAACAGAAGAUACCGAACAGUGGAUCCAGGUGGAUCUUUUGGAACCUUACCGUAUCAUUGCAGUUGCGACUCAAGGGAAUGGAAAAACCUCAGACAAGGGGUAUCGUGAGUGGGUAACAAGCUACAAGCUUGCUUGUAGAACUGAUGACACGCCCUUUCACACCGUGCUGGACAUCAAUGGAGAUGACAGUAUCUUCACCGGUAACUUUGACAAGAACACCAUCGUGACCAACACUCUGUCUGUGCCCCAGGUUUGCAGAUAUGUCCGCUUGAUGCCUGUCACAUGGCAUAGCUAUAUUGCUCUUCGUAUGGAGAUCUACGGCGAAGAUAUCAACGAUUGUUCUCUUGAUCCUUGUGAGAAUGGAGGAAUUUGCAGUGAUGGAGUGAACACCUUUACUUGUGCCUGCGAUCCUGGCUAUACUGGGCCAUCAUGUGAAACAGAUAUCAACGAGUGUUCUCUUGAUCCUUGUGAGAAUGGAGGAAUUUGCAGUGAUGGAGUGAACACCUUUACUUGUGCCUGCGAUCCAGGCUAUACUGGGCCUACGUGUGGAACAGCUAUCUUGAAUAAGCCUGGUCUGGGCCUUGAGAGUUAUGUUAUCCCGGAUUCCAGUCUUACAGCUUCCAGUACGUAUAGAAGUCCCGAGUCUGGCAACUUUACCGCAAAUAAAGGUCGUCUUAACCUGGCCGAAACAGCCUGGGGCGCAGAAACAGAAGAUACCGAACAGUGGAUCCAGGUGGAUCUUUUGGAACCUUACCGUAUCAUUGCAGUUGCGACUCAAGGCAAUGGAAAAACCUCAGACAAGGGGUAUCGUGAGUGGGUAACAAGCUACAAGCUUGCUUGUAGAACUGAUGACACGCCCUUUCACACCGUGCUGGACAUCAAUGGAGAUGACAGUAUCUUCACCGGUAACUUUGACAAGAACACCAUCGUGACCAACACUCUGUCUGUGCCCCAGGUUUGCAGAUAUGUCCGCUUGAUGCCUGUCACAUGGCAUAGCUAUAUUGCUCUUCGUAUGGAGAUCUACGGCGAAGAUAUCAACGAUUGUUCUCUUGAUCCUUGUGAGAAUGGAGGAAUUUGCAGUGAUGGAGUGAACACCUUUACUUGUGCCUGCGAUCCUGGCUAUACUGGGCCAACAUGUGAAACAGAUAUCAACGAUUGUUCUCUUGAUCCUUGUGAGAAUGGAGGAAUUUGCAGUGAUGGAGUGAACACCUUUACUUGUGCCUGCGAUCCAGGCUAUACUGGGCCUACGUGUGGAACAGAUAUCAACGAUUGUUCUCUUGAUCCUUGUGAGAAUGGAGGAAUUUGCAGUGAUGGAGUGAACACCUUUUCUUGUGCCUGCAAUCCUGGCUAUACUGGGUCUACGUGUGGAACAGUUUCACAUUCCACAGGAAUUUCUAGUGGUGCAGAGGUGCGACUUGCCGGAUCAGGUAGCUCCGCCAAUCAAGGUCGAGUUGAGGUGUAUGCCAAUGGACAAUGGGGAACAGUAUGCGACGAUCUUUUUGGGCAGAAAGACGCUAAUGUAGUGUGCAGGCAGUUGGGCUUCCCUGGAGCUUCUGGCUACACGAAAGCCCAGACUUUCGGCGCCGGUUCAGGACCCAUCCUUAUGGACAAUACGAGAUGUGUAGGCAACGAAACUUCAAUCAUGGACUGCCUGACGAACCCAAUCGGUGUCCACAAUUGCCAGCACUCUGAUGAUGUUGGAGUGAUAUGUCGCGUUGCUCAGGGGAGUUCUCGUGGUGCAGAGGUGCGACUUGCUGGAUCAGGUAGCUCCGCCAAUCAAGGUCGAGUCGAGGUUUAUAUAAAUGAGCAAUGGGGAACAGUAUGCGACAAUCUUUGGGGGAUCAACGACGCUGAUGUAGUGUGCAGGCAGUUAGGCUUCCCUGGAGCUUCUGGCGUCACGAGAGAUGCCAAGACUUUUGGCGCAGGCUCAGGACCCAUCCUUCUGGACAGAGUGAGAUGUGUAGGCGACGAAACUUCAAUACUGGACUGCAUGAAGAGCGCAAUCGGUUUCCACAGUUGCCUUCACUCUGAUGAUGCUGGAGUCAUAUGUGACAUAGCUGAAAGACGCAGCAUGGAGGAAAUGGAGUUAUACUAUAACAUAGAAGAACAGGUGGCUGCUGAAGAACGAUCCAAUGCCAAAAAGGGUGCUGACUUUAAGAAGAAAAAUGUCCUCCAGGCUCUAUCUGAUUUCCUGGCCAAACUCAAGAACAAAUAGAUGAUAUAAGGCAGCGGACACACUGAACUUGGGGCGGACUGGGAGCAAAGAUGUAUAGAGGCUUUUUUCAUGCACGUUCGCUCGGCAGUAUAUUCAUUCACGGUUGGGUGAUGUCACUUCAUAUUAAUAGGUGUGAUGCGUGAUCGUUACAGUGGAGUCGAAAAGGACCCUAUUUUUGUCAUACUUUAAAGAACAUUUUCCCCACAAAUAAAGAAAACAUGAUCCCUUUUGCACAAGAGCUGGUACAAAGAUUAGGCUUUAUAUAAAAUCUAUAUGUUUAGCUUUAAUAUCGAGUACACAAACACAAAAAGUAGCCCCCUUUAGCCUGUUUUCGAGAAGAA